AUGAGAUUGAAGUCAGGUUUCAUUAAACUGAAAUCAAAGAUUUCAAAACCAUGCAACCGGUUCAUCUCCUUCUUCCAGGCCAAACUUCGCAAUGUCAAUACCACACAAUCUUCUUCUUUUACGACUUUGUUGUCUCGUCUUUGUUUCCUCAGUACUAAAAAGGAGCAGGGGAUGAGCCAGAUCACACCCAGGAGCUCCUCAUCUAGUGUGGUCGAUGAUCAAAAUCUUCCGCAUUCAAGAAAGAUGUUUACACUGGCUAUGUCUCAAAGAAACAAUACAACAAGGACGAUUAAAAGGGAGGAAGAUGAUGUGAAAGAGGCUUGCAGAAGGUUCGAGGACUAUAUGAUCAAUUUGAUCACUGAAGAAGGGAAGUUUGAUGACGUAAUGGACAUGGAAGAGGUUAUCUAUCAUUGGAAUAAUCUUAACAAUCCUAUCUUCAUUAAGCUUGUGACUAGAUUCUAUGGAGAGCUCUGCACAGACUUGUUCCCAAGCGACAAUGACGUUUAAACAUGAUCGAAAUGGGGUUUUAUCUAUGUUUAUUCUUUGGUUUUACAGCAAGUGAAAGGUGAG
Molecule: messenger RNA, 570 nt
Organism: Raphanus sativus (radish)
Lineage: Eukaryota; Viridiplantae; Streptophyta; Magnoliopsida; Brassicales; Brassicaceae
Product: transcription repressor OFP17
Exons: 2
Coding region: 1-507 (168 amino acids)
Biological process (GO): negative regulation of DNA-templated transcription
Source: RefSeq, a predicted model, not a curated record